CCGUCGUUUUGGUCGUGACCCCUGUGGCUUUGGAAGCUUCUUGUAAGUACGGUUACCGUCAGGUGCUGCCAUCAAAUCUCCUGAACGGCGUGGGGAACUAAUAUAAUGGCGGAUAGGACUGGAUUUCUGUGUUUUUUCGAUCGAACAAUUGCCAUUUAAGGCUAUUUCUAUGGAUCCAAAGGUAUUGGUGAAAACAAUAUGAGGGUCAUCUCAAACAUAUAGGCCGAUGAGACCAUAGAGUUGGGAUUUCCACCUAAAAAAUCAACAGAAAGUAGCAGUUAUGGCGAGUAACAUUGAAGAAAAUUCACUCUCGGUCUCAGCAACAUAUGAUUGGCAGAAGGAGGCAUCGCUUGUUCUCCAAAGGGUAGCUUUCUACAAAGGUGGAAAACGUAGAGGAGUGGAACCCUCUGUGUGGUUCAGAACACCAGUUGACCAAAGUGUUGUUCUUGAUUAUGUCAAGAAAGUUAAAGAACCCAUGGACUUUUCUACUAUCCUAGAGAAACUAAAGAAUGGAAUUUAUAAAGAUGUAGAAGCGUUUCACUUUGAUAUGCUUCUUAUUAAAAGCAACUGUAUCACCUACAACAGCCCAGCUGACCAAGUGUAUGCAGAUUGUGAAACUCUAUUCAAAUAUUAUGAAGUGGAAUAUGGAAAGUUACUGAAGAGAUUGGAAAAGGUUAAAACUGCUCAGAAUCAAAAGAUAUGGAAUAAAGGCUCCUUCAUGCAUGCAAAGAAAGUUGCACGGGAAGAUGGUACAUUGAAGAUUGUCGGUGACCAGAUCAAUAAAAUGGAGACUACAAUAAUGGAAAAAGAAAAUAGGAUCCAUGAACUUAAUGCUGAUAUUGCAUGGCGCGAAAGGAUCAACUGUUCCUUCAAGAACCACACAACAACAAAAGAAAGUGCUGUCCAGGUAGAUGUUCAUUUAAAACCAACGCAAGGUGCAGUGCCAACUAUACCAACACGGGUUAACCAAGCUAACUCGGAGUCCGUAAACAUUCAUCCUCACACAGCCAGACAGAGAAUAAAAAAAACAAUUCGUGCUGUACAACAUAUUCAUGGUGAAAAUCGCCAAAGUGUGGUUGAUGGACUGUGGCUAACUGCAGUACGGACAUUGACACGAAAGGAAUUAGAAAAAUAUGUUGGUAGAAGUAAAAAGUGUAGAAAUCUGAAUUUGGGAAGAGUGACCAAACCACAUGACCGGUUUUCAAAAGAAAAUAUUGUCAGAAGUCUUAGGAAUUUGAACAAGGGUGGACUGAUUAGCAGUCGCAAGUAUUCCAAUAUUGUGAAAGAAACCAGUGCUACGUCUAAACCAAAACUUGUGCCAUACACGUCACUAAUAGCAGAACUUAAAACGAUUCAGUCUCGGAUGGAGGUUACUAGGUUUUCUGAUGGCGUUGAUGCUUGUUACCGCAAUUUUGAAACUGCUCUACUUGAGGUUGGUGCUGUUUAUCUCAAGAUAGAUGAGCACUUGAUGUCAAUGACAGGUUCAGGGUUGAACUGGUUUAACCGCAAUCGUGGUCAGUUUUCAGUUGCCCUUGGUGCUGAUGGUGCUCCUUCUGGUAAAUAUGGUACUAGUACAUCCCUACUGUUCUCUUUACUGAAUGUUGUUGACAAAGUCGCAAGUUGUGAUAACAACUAUUUGCUAUUUGGCGGUAACGUGAAAGAAGAUGACGAGAGCAUCAUGUCAUACCUGAGAAAUCUUGUGCCAGAAAUACAGAAAAUUGAACAGAAGGUUUACAAGAUUGGGGAUACUGAUGUUACUUUCAGUUUAGAUCUCAUUCCAGGUGAUAACAAAUGGCUUGCCUCUAUUUCGGGUGAACUUUCAAAUGCCGCAACAUAUCCAUGUAGUUUUGCAGAUGUGCACAAAGAUGAGUUAAACAAAGUAGAUGGUAGUGUUGGUUCAGAGGGCUAUUGGAAGCCAUGGGAUUAUGAAAGACGACUGGGCUUGGCAAAGAAAGUUGAAAAGAUGAAAGAAAACAAUGCAUCCCGACCUAUUAUUCUGAAAGAAAUGGCAAAAAUGAAAUCUAGGCAAGAAUUUGUUCCGGUUCUGGGCGAGUACAUUAAUAAAUGUAUGAUAGAUCCACUCCAUAUGAAGAACAAUAUGUGUCAGCAAAUGAACGCAUUAACUGUCAAUGAGGCCAUUAAGAGAACAGAUGAUAGCAUCUUGAAAGGAGGGCUACAGUCUCCUAAAUUUGGCACUUCACCUCUAGGGAAAUAUUUCCAUGCCCUAAAGAAUAAUCUCAAAGCUGGAAAAUUGUACAUCCAGAUGAAGAGAUGGUUUUGCGAAAACAAGGCAUCCGAUUUUUCAAAGUCCUGUAAGAUUAGGUUUACUGGUGAAGAAUCGCUCAAGUUCUGCAGGGAAUUCUAUCAUCUCAUUGCGGCAUGUGUUCAGUCCGAUGGACAAACCCCUGAUUUCCAAUCAUUCAGGCUGUUGGUCCUUCACCAAAUGUGUUUGGUAGGAAGAGAUGCAAUAGCCCUCAUGUCACAAAUGAAGUUCUCAAUGUAUGACUUGCAGUGCCUCAAGGAAAAGUGUGAAACAUACCAUAGAAUUCACGCAAUGUUUCUUGCUCAUGUUUCAUUAACAACCUGGCAUGCUGGCUACAUUGUCCCUUAUCAUGCUGGUCUUGUGUAUCUCAAAUUUGGCACAGGAUUGGGUAUAAACACACUCCAAGGUAGAGAGGCAAAGCACAAACAGAUUGCCAACUAUGGUAAGUUUUCCACUCCUGGGAACAAGUGGGAAUGCAUAUUUCGACAUGAGUUCGCACAACUCAUAUGGCUUCCUGAUAACGAUGCACUUGAGGAGGCGAAACAUAUAGAACGGUCUAGGCGAGAAAAAAAGUAAACUGCAUGUCUAUCUUGAAGGAUCGUUCAAAGAUGAUUGCUCUUGUCGACCAUCUGAUGAUGUAGACUCUCUCUGCAAAUACUGCAGUCACCCUUGGAAGAAUUUGAUCAUUGAUUCUUGCAACAAUGGUAAGAUAACUCCUGAACUGAAAAGGGUGCUUGAGAAAUUCCAUGCUAAAUUGCACUGAAUUAUUGAACUGAUGCAUCCCUGCAUGUACACUCUGGUAGGAAAGUAAAAGGACACCAAAUAUAUCUCAGUAUUUCGGAGGGAUUUAUGAUUUAAUGGUAACUCUUCCCUGACCCUGUAUUUUGUGGUUUUUACUCCGUGUCCAAAAUGGCUGAAAGUGAUACUGAUGAUGAUUUUGAAUAAUGAAUGUAUUUCACCUCAAAUUUGUGAAUGAUGAACAAUGAUCAAAUGUUUAAAUUAAUGAUGAAUAUCCGUCCAAAUGGUACUAAAGUGUUGAUUGUUUUACUCAUGCUUUUUUCGAUAUAAAUACAUGUUGAAAUUCAA
This is a messenger RNA of Lineus longissimus, 3349 nucleotides long. RefSeq lists its product as uncharacterized. The transcript is spliced from 7 exons. Gene Ontology annotation, molecular function: protein binding. Lineage: Eukaryota; Metazoa; Nemertea; Pilidiophora; Heteronemertea; Lineidae. The record is from RefSeq and is a predicted model, not a curated record. The coding region runs from base 281 to 2839 and encodes 852 amino acids.